This is a messenger RNA of Arabidopsis arenosa, 1745 nucleotides long. The record is from the annotation of a GenBank genome assembly. NCBI's taxonomy places the organism in Eukaryota, Viridiplantae, Streptophyta, Magnoliopsida, Brassicales, Brassicaceae.
AUCUUCUUCUUUGGUUAGUUUGAUUCGUAUUCGAAUAUGAUAAAAUCUUUGGGGGUGUUGUUGUCAGGAAGAGCUCGAGUUAGAGACCGAACGGACAUAAUAGCAGAAGAAUCGGGGGAAAAGUAUUUUUCGACCGGAGCUUCAAAUGGUUCUGAUGUUGUUGUAAGCGUUCCGACAGAAGCUUCUUCAGAUGCGGUUGUAACAGAUCCAGUAGAAGCUUCCGAUGCUUCGGAAUUGGAUCGAACAGAGGAUCCCGUAGAAGGAAUAAAAGGAACAGAAGCUGUAGAAGAAAUGGAAGAAGUUGCUGACAAAGAGGAAGAGGAAGAUGUCGAGAGAAACAUUGAUGCUGAGGAUGAUGAUGAUUCCCAACCACUGCCACCAGAGAAUAUGUUCUUCGGUCCAACUGAGUACAUCAAGGUUCAAAAAGCAGAUUCAAAAGGUGAUGCAAACAUAGAGCAAUUACUGUUAAGGAAUGUUAAUAAUGUGGCAGCUUGUGAGACAUUCCCGUGGGGACGGUACUCAUUUGAGCAGUGUAUGGAAGGGAUCCGGAGAGUAAUGAAGAACAUGAAAGGGUCAGUAAAACCAAAAGCUCAAACAAGCUUUUAUGGAUUCAUUACCCCUCUUGAGAUUCUGGCUUUUGAGUGCAUUCCACAGUUUCGAAGGAGAUUUAGAGAAGCUGUACCCGCAGAGAAUGAUUGUCCGAGAAUGUGCAUGCAUAGGUUCAGUGAUAGAUGCAUGAAGGGCUUUACUUUGGAAGAAAUACAUGAAGCUCUAGGAGAAACUACGGAUAUUUCAAGUAUCUUGGAACCUGAUUUAGAUGAGAGGAAUAUGCUGUCUCGCCUCUUAGUGAAUGAUGUUGAUGAUGGGAUAGGAUUUAUAGACCCAAUAGUUGAUAGCUGGAGAGAGCGGCUUAUCAGACAGAAGAAGAAGAUCUGGUGGGAAAGUCAUUACCAAAUGGAUUUGGAUGCAAGACGCAAUGCUGAUGUCCCUGAAGAAGUUGAUGAUGUUCCUGUUCCAUCUAUCCUCUCAUUACAGGCCGCGAUGGAUAAAGGAUUUGAGAAGAUUGGGGAAAAGCUUGUUGAGAUGGACACCAAAAUCAAUGCUCUGGAUAUGAUAGUUAAGGGGUUAGACAACUAUGUUACAGUUCAGAAAGAGAAAGAGCUAGAGAAGGAACGUUGUGAAGAUAUGUAUCCUGGGUCACCAAAAGAUUUUGUGCCAAAUGUUUAUCAGUCAACACAUCGUCAGAGCAUGGCUUUGGUUAUUCACAGUGGAGUUGCUGACCCAAAACCUCCAAUUAUCCAGCUUUUAUGUGAUGGGGAGCAGGGGUCUGGGGAAGAGCAGGGGUCUGGGAAAGAGCAGGAGACUAAGAAGAAUAAGACGAGGAACCAGAAGCGGAAGCAUUGUGGGCCGACAAUCGAAACUGGGAAAAAGCGAUCAACGAGGGAUUCCAAGUUUAAGGAGGAGCCGUAUACAGCAGAUGGCAAGGGCCAGAAAGGGAAGGGGCAGAAGGGUAAGAGAAGACAAAAGAAAUAGAAUGUGAUUGAUGCUUACUGUUAAUUUCCAUUCCUAGUUGCUUUGCCACCAAAAUACUUUCAUAACUAUUGGUGUUUUUUGUUUUGUCUUGAUGAAACUGUGAAAGGUGAUUUGGGUAAUUUGAGACGCUUUAUUUGAUGUUCAAUUACUUAUGAAGUUUGGGAAUAGGAAUCACAAAAUAGUGUAUAUUACAAUAUAAUGCAGCUGGGCCA